GACCGUAUGACGUCACCGCCCGAGUGAGCGCGCGACAGUCAAAAUAUCAACAGUAGCAUCCUAGCAGCCAGUUUAACUCUGUUAACUUCUUUUGUAUUGGGUCCUCUGUAAAGGUGAUCUGCUGUACACUUGUGUAAUGGGCUCAAAGGUGAUAUCCAGAGCGAAGGAGUUUUAUAAUAUUCUUCGGGCUCUUCAAGAUGAGGAAAGCAACGAUUCAUGUACAUAUGAGGAGGACAUCCAAAUGUUAAAGAUGAAUGGAGACAGAAUCCCUGUGCUGAAUAUGUACUGUGGCAACCAGCCAGUCCUCAUCUGUCAAAAAGUUGUUCCAAAAAUAAAUGAACCUGAUGACCAACCAACGACUGAAACAUCAAACUGCACUGACAACGAUGAUGAUGCUGAUGCUGAUGAUCAUGUUGAUGCCAAUGCUCUUCAGGCAGAAUUGGGUCCACAGCCGCUCACAAUCAUGAAAGCAAGGCAAUUUCUGUCUUGGUAUACAUUAUCUCAAAAUGCUAAUGUAUCAUCUGUGGACAACAACCCUGCCUUACACCCUCUGUGGGUCCGAUGUGACAUGUCUGAUCCAGCUGGAACAACCUGGUUUGGAGCUGAAACAGUCUGCAUGGGCAAUAGAGUGUCUGGGGUCAAAUUAUACUCUGUUACCUGCAAAGGCUCAACUGUAGACAAAGGAUCUCUCAUAACCUUAGACAAGCUCAAACAAGAGCACAAGAAAAGGCACCAUCCAACCUCGAUGGCAAUCAAAGGCAGUGCCAGGUUCAACUUGUUUGGCUCCACUGUUGUGGAAAACACCAUAAUUGAGUCACAGAGUAGUGUGACAGUGGAUUUCAAAUGGAGCCAUGUGGAGAGUAUCCUUGAGACCCCACCGCUGUCCUCUAUAGCAACACUGAAUAUCAAAGUUGCCAGCAUGAACAUGAGGAGCCCAAUGUAUGAGAUGUACAGGGAGCUAGAGUUUCUUCAGAGUCUUGCUAAUGGUUUGAGAACUGGUGAAACUGAAUGGGUUGAGCCUUUGGAAAGCAUGUCAGCUGUAAAUCUGACCACGGCCUUCCUAGAAGAGCUUCAGGAUACUGCAAAGACACUACAGGAGAAGGCUGCCAAAACAGCUGAUAUCACAAAGCCGAAAACCGAGACGGACAUUUUCAACUCUUUCUUGGAACGAGGGGAUUUGGACUUUGUGGAGCAGCUGUGGGAUCGGAUGAGAAAGAGUGUGACUUCAUAUCAAGACAUUGGAGACUGCCUGAAAUUGGUCACGGAAGCUCUAAGAUACGGUGACAUCAAGCCCUGGAUUCACAGAGACAGCAGCAGCUCCCUCAGCAAGCUCAUCCUGCAGUCCUACCACCAGCAGAUUGACCAUGUGUCUCUCACCGGCGUCACCCCUGUCCAAAUGCUGCUGGAGAUGGGUCUGGACAAGAUGAGAAAGGAUUACAUUAACUACCUCAUCGGUAAAGAAUUGACAACUCUUAACCACUUGUGUUAUUACUUGAGCACAGAGGUUGAUCUGCAGGAGCAAGUGAUCCGACUCAGAAAACUGCACCAUCUCCUGGAAAUAAUAGAGAUCUGCACUACUUUCCUGUGUCUGCCCUACGACCGGCUCUUCCUUCUCACACAGUCAUGUUUGCAGCACUACAAAACACACCCAUAUGACGAGGAGCAUGAAUUCAAACUGCAAAUCAAACCCGCACUGAUCAGCCAUUUUUACCAGAAAGAGCAGCCAGUACUUUGGGGAGCUGAGGUGUCCAGCGGCCACGGUUCUCGUGAGGUCAGGACAUCCGUACAGCUCAGUGACAGACCACUCGUUGAUCAUGUCAUCUUUGAAACAGACUACCCAAAUGAAACCGUGAAUGGGGACAGUGAGACUCUUGCCUUCUUCUCCACCAUGGUGUGCUGUAGCCUCGUCAGCUUUGCGUGAAUUUACACAGAGCUCCACUUUACAACCAAGGAGGGGUUUCUUGUCAUUUUUGAUAUUCUCAUCAGCAAUAAGCAUGCGUUUAAAAUGCCAGAAGAACUAGCCAAAUUAACUUACAUGACAAAGUGUAUGUUUCUGUUAAUAGACUGUAAUUUUGUCAAAUGUUUUUGAAUAAAGCACUUUCACUCUGUUCUGUCACACUGCCA
Molecule: messenger RNA, 2124 nt
Organism: Cyclopterus lumpus (lumpfish)
Lineage: Eukaryota; Metazoa; Chordata; Actinopteri; Perciformes; Cyclopteridae
Gene: zwilch
Product: zwilch kinetochore protein
Exons: 18
Coding region: 137-1921 (594 amino acids)
Biological process (GO): mitotic spindle assembly checkpoint signaling; protein localization to kinetochore
Cellular component (GO): RZZ complex
Source: RefSeq, a predicted model, not a curated record